UGCCCGGCUUCGCUUCUCUGGAGAAUGUUCUGCCUUCAGCUGGGCUUCCUGCUGCGAUGCCUGAGCCAGUUUGAAGUGAGUCUGCAAUGAACCAAGGAAGACAUGAAGAGACAGAGAAUCCUAUUUCUUCUCAUCUAUUUAUUUCCCAUGGGUGCUACAGUUUGGGGGUUUACAGAGCAGAAGACAAUAGUGGGGCAGUUUUCCCAGGAUUGCAUCCUCCCUUGCUCUUUCUCACCUGGACAUGAAGCAGCAAUUCACUGGAUGAGAGGGAACAGAACUGUCCACAGCUACUACAACCAGGGCGAUCGUCUGGAGCGGCAAGACCCGGAUUACAAAACCAGAACACAUCUUUUCCACCAGGACAUUCCUAAUGGAAAUGCCUCCUUGAAACUUAGUAACCUGACUGUGACUGAUGAGGGCAAUUAUACAUGCUAUGUGGGAACACUGGAAAAUAGCACAGAAGUGAAAGUCAUGCUGUGGGUAAGAGUUUCCCCUUAUUAUGCCCUGGAGUACAAAAAGAGAGAGACAGAAAGAACGCUGAUGUGCUGUGCCUUUCUCACCUACCCUGAACCUCAUGUCUCUUGGCUACGAGGCAAUGCAUCCAUCCAAGAGACGCAUCAAGAGAAAAGCAGCAAUGGAGUCCUCUAUUCUCUUAGGAGUGGCCAGAAUAUUACAAACACAGCUGAUCCAUACUAUUGUCAUAUUCAUCACCCCUACAAAAACUGGACUGCUGAAUGGAGGAUGAAAGAGCAGCUGUCUGUCGUAGAAGGAGGCAGCACUGUAAUUCCUUGUGAUGACAGCAACACCACUGCAGGCACUGAAGGUUUCAGCGUUGUCUGGGAGUUACACAGAGGUGCAAUGGUUUCAGUCUUGGCUGCCUUCCAUGGGACAUUUCCCUCACCCCCAGCUCGAGCGCGCAUGAACCAAAGUAACUUUGCACUGAUGCUGGAACAUCUUACUGCCCAGGACAGUGGAGAAUAUCUGUGCAAUAUUUCAACACCUCAAUAUACAAAGCUCACUGUGAGAACUUUGCAAGUUGGGAACUCAAACAACAGGAGGAAUAUUGGGAUAGCUGUGGUCAGCAUGGCUGUGGUGCUGGUGAUCUGUUUUGCUGCUGUUAUGUUCUGUGGCUGCUACAAGAAAAGUGCAAGAAACGUCCCUGAAAGCAGAACUCCUACUGAAAAUACUGAAGAGUCACAUCCAAUUUGUUCAUCAAGUUCUAACACCAUGGAAAUGGGCGACCUGGGCAGGGGGGACUGGACUCCAUGA
This is a messenger RNA of Dryobates pubescens (Downy woodpecker), 1269 nucleotides long. RefSeq names its product HERV-H LTR-associating 2 (gene HHLA2). Gene Ontology annotation, cellular component: external side of plasma membrane. The record is from RefSeq and is a predicted model, not a curated record. Bases 103 to 1269 code for a protein of 388 amino acids. The transcript is spliced from 7 exons. Lineage: Eukaryota; Metazoa; Chordata; Aves; Piciformes; Picidae. Gene Ontology annotation, biological process: cell surface receptor signaling pathway; positive regulation of T cell proliferation; immune response.